AUGGCGGGGGGUGGUCUGCGUGUGGACGUAUCAAGAGACGAAGGCGACGAGCAUGCGGAGGGAACGGCGCAGCCCAAGGCGAGAUUCUCCGGCGGGUCGCCGUCGGGCGAGUCGUCGCUGGUGCAGCAGCGCUUCCCGUCGUCCAAGAUGAAGGUCGACGAGCUCUUCAUUCAAUGGCUCUCGCUGCCCGAAUCGCAGAAGCUGGUGAUGUCGUUAUUGGAAGACGCCAAAGCAGGCCGUCCGCUAAUAGCCCCCGGGGGGCCCAACUCUCACAGCGCAAGCGGAAGCCUCUCCCCGCUCUCCCCCACAAGCGCCUCCUCGCUCUUCGGCGCAACCCCCCCGCUCUCCCCGCGGAGCGACAAGCCGAUGUCGCCCAAGUCGCCGCUGCGUCGCCAGGCGUCGGGACUGAGCCACGCGGGAUCGCCCGUGAAGCCGCACGCGAACCGAAGCUUCGAGGCGAUUCCGCAGUUCUACUUUCCGAACGGCCCGCCGGCGACGGAGGACGUGGCGAAGCAGUGCAUGGUGAAGAUCCACCAGUUCUUCCACGAACACCCCGAGGGGCUCAACGCCGAAGGUGAGUGCGCGGGAGGGUGCGCGGGAGGAUGCGCGGGAGGUUAG
Molecule: messenger RNA, 618 nt
Organism: Closterium sp. NIES-65
Lineage: Eukaryota; Viridiplantae; Streptophyta; Zygnematophyceae; Desmidiales; Closteriaceae
Source: the annotation of a GenBank genome assembly